UCAGGUUGUGAAGAUCUUAAUGCAAACUGUCCCUACUGGGAAGGUAAGGGAUACUGUAAAAAGGACUAUGUUGCUUACAUGACGAAAAACUGUAAGAAGAGCUGUGGCUUAUGUGGUGGUGGCAACAGUGGCGGGAACUCCGGCGGCGGAAAUAGCGGAGGAUCCGGUCAGUGCGGAUAUAAACCGACUAGCAGAAUUGUCGGUGGUACCGCGGCUCCCAAAGGUGCUUGGCCUUGGCAGGUUCAGCUACGAACUUCUAAUGGUUUCGUUUUCUGUGGGGGAACUUUAGUCGCCCCUCAGUGGAUUGUUACUGCAGCUCAUUGUGUUCCAGGCAGAACCCCAUCUACACUUUUUAUUAGGUAAGGAUGUUACUGGAAAUGAAAACGGGGCAAGUAAAUGCACAGUCAGCGAAAAAAAAAUGAUAAUAAAGUAUUUCACUCACUUUCCAUUGUAAUACAGACAGAAUUUCUAAAACUGCAACUUUAAAAACAAUGAAUUUUAUCAAUAUAAAGCAAUAUGAAAUUCUGUGCUUUCCACCUAAAAAGGCUUAUCAAUAAUGAUAGCUGGUCAAUAUGGCAGAAUUACAAAAAUCUGUGAUGUUGUCUUAAAAAUAUUAGAUAUUAAUCAAUAACCGGAAUAACUACAUCGAUAACACAAGAAUGCUAAAUUUUAUUCUUUGGUUAAAAGCCUUAUGUAAAUUAGUUAAAAGGCAAUAAAUUCGUAUAGGUAAUAGCAUGAUUUGUAGUGAUAUUUGGCUUAAAUACCACGAGUGAUAUUUCGAAAUUGUUAUACGUAUGUACAUUGUUAUAGACGAGAGAAGUCUGAGACAAUUUUGAAAUAUCACGAGUGGUAUUUAUGCCAAAUAUCACGUACAAAUCAUGCUAUUAUUUGUUUAUACUACUACCCGCAAUACUUUUGUAAUUUUCACAUGUAGCUAUUUUUUAAAUUAAGCUGAAAUACCACUGCUCUAAGCCAAUCAAAUUGCAGGAAUUUCUCAUGUAGUAGUAUAACAGCUGAAAUAAUUAAAGGUCAAUUUUUGGAGCAAAUAUGUUAACUUAAUUUACUCGAAACGUUGGGAACAGAAUUGUUUCUAGUUCCAUUUUUCAUUUUUUGACAGGACCAUUUGUCAUCAAAGCCUUUGUGAGCGUUUCUAAUUUUCGAGAGUAUUUUUCAUGUUUAUUUUGAACUUUUAAUUUACAGACUUGGAGCUCACUAUCGUAGCAGCAAUGUUGGAACAGAACAGGAUAUCCCAGUGGAGAAAAUCAUCUCUCAUCACAGCUACAGAAAGCCAUAUGGAAUGGCCCACGAUAUUGCUAUGGUCAAGCUAUCGAGGCCCGCUACGCUUAACAAAGCCGUUAACAUAGCGUGUUUGCCUGGUUCCGGAGGAGAUGUUGCAGAUGGCAAGAUGUGCUGGGUAACAGGUAGGAGAAAUGAAAAACUGAAAUGAUCAAAACUUCCUAAACAUUCCAUGAGCUUACAGCUCAACUGGAUCUACAUGGAAGUGCGAAGAAACUGAGUGCAUAACGGGUACAUUUAUUUUAACUGAAAAGCCAGAGGAGGGAUUUCAAUUGCGCCUCAGUCAAAUAUAAGGUGCUAUGGCUGAAGCAGUGGAAUUUUAACUACGAGGAAAAUGUUUUGUUUAAAGAAUCUUCAUGAUCAUGCAUCACUCUUGAGGAAUAGCCCACUAACCAUUUGCACAUUAGUUUAUCAGUUUCUAUGGCGGAACUGUCGAGUUUUACUCUCUAUUAAAUAAAGACUCCACUCCACAUCCCCCAUAAUACACCUUGUUUGACUUGUUUGCCCCUUCCACAUUUUGCUUAAGGGAUUGUCUUCAAUUUCUCUCGGGACGACUUUAAUUCCCAGGGGAAAUUAAAAAGAAAGCUUAUAAAACAUUUGAAGGGCAAAUAAAGUGUCAUGUAUGCAGGGUGAAGGUUACGGAAUUCAGAGCUCGUCUAGAUAGCUUUCAGUAGAACAUACUAGUUUUUUCUGUGAUUAUUUAAAGGAAUCCUUUAUACGUUGUAAGUAAAUGGGGGAGGCUUCUUAACCCAAAAAAAGCACCGGAGCUAAACUGCAAUUUCUUUGUUGUGUCAGUUCGAAAAUGUGCUGAGUAUAUGCAAAAUGUUGAGAAGUUCUGCAUAACAAUGCGUAGUUCACGCAAAGAACAGAAGCGAGUUUUACAUUAAGCAUGGCCCAAAAUGGCACUUAUUAACAAUAUAAAGAUGUUUAGUUUUUAACGGAGGCCUAUGGCCAACUGACUACUUUACAUGCAAUAGUUCACUGACGAUGUGACACAUUGUUGCGCUAAUAGAGCUAUGGAAAGACUGAAAGAUAGCCAUUUGAUAACGAACGUAAAAUCCUUGAAGCCCGCCAGCGCACAUUCUCUAAACAGAAUAAGAAGCCCGGCUCUGUUACUACUGAAACAACUCAAUAAUCCUCUGACAAAAAUCACUACUUCUCAGGUAUAGGAAAAAUCAAAGUUCAACCUUACCAAUUUGUAAUUCCGUAUCCGGAAAGAAAAAGUUGCGGAUUCAAAAUAUCCGGAUACGUGUAGACGUAAUGUGGACGUGGCCUUUGUUCCACAAUGGAGCAUUUUAGCUUGCGUUCUUUGUUUCAAUUUCAGACCACGUGAUUUUUCCCCAGAGACCUGUCUUUUUUCGUCGAAUUUUUCCCUAUCCACGUGCAUAUGUUUGCGUAAUUUAUGAAAAGGCAGAAAGCAAAUUUUAGGGCCUGUUUACAUGGAGUGGGGGACCCCGGUCUAGUGGGGUUGGUUUCUCUUGUUUUCACGCUCUGGGGGACACAAAACAAAAGAAACUUACCCCACUAGACCGGGGUCCCCCACUCCAUGUAAACAGGGUCUAAAUGAGGAAAUCAGGCGGUCUGAAUUGAAAAAACAAUACAAACAAUCUUGAUUCAUCAGCACCAACCUUUAAUAUUUUUUUGGAUGCCGUUGCUCUGAGUUUCUGAAUCGAACACGCUCUUAAAGCAGGUAUACAUGUUUAUCAACCAACACAAACAGAAAUGCAGUUCUCAUUAAAGCUGUUCAAAAAUACUUGCACAAAGGAAACGAUGCGCUCUUAUGAGGACUGCAUUUCAGAGAGCACAUUUCUUCUCGUGUCUUCUUCUUGUUUAAGUGUAACUUAAUUUGGGAACAUUUCAUUUCAUGAAAACAACUUGUUGUGCCUUGAUGCUAUGCCAGCCGUCUAGUACUCACGUGAAGUAAAAUUUAAUGUAAGAAGAGGAACAUCUCAUGGUUUCAAAAACCCUUAUUUUUAAAAUGAAGCUAAAUGAAAGAGAUUUCAUGCAAUAAGUGUGUUUAUUGCACAAAAAUGAAGAAAAAAAACAAACAAAAAACACAAUGACUCUCAUAUCAGAGAUUACCCUUAUCUUCCUUUUGAGACGGUAGUUAGGGGUAACUUAAAAGAAAUCAAUUAUAUUGUGAGUGUCAUGGUUAUGUUUAAUUAGCAUAAUUUAACAUACAUUAGUGUUGCGCAUGCUUAUGUGAGAUCAUUGAUGCUUGCAUUACGCUUGUUUAACUCGCACCUUGCAAAAAGAGACGAAAAUAGGGAAAAGAAACAAGCGCAGAGCAAUUAUGGUACUAAUUGUGACCUUGUGUUAAUUUAGGGUUUGGAAGACUGGCCUCGGGUGGCGCUAUGCCUACCGCCCUGAUGCAAGUUUCUGUGCCAGUUGUGUCAGAAGCCAGCUGCAGACAAGCUUACGGUUCAUCUAUCCAUGACUCCAUGGUCUGCGCUGGGUUAAAGGAGGGUGGAAAGGAUUCCUGUCAGGGAGACUCUGGGGGACCUAUGGUCUGUGAACAAAACGGAAAAUUCUUCCUUGAGGGUGUUGUGUCAUGGGGAGUUGGUUGUGCCAGUCCAGGAAAAUAUGGCGUUUAUUCUAAUGUACGCUACUUGAAGCAAUGGAUCGAUAGUACCAUGAACAGCAACUAG
Molecule: messenger RNA, 3944 nt
Organism: Porites lobata
Lineage: Eukaryota; Metazoa; Cnidaria; Anthozoa; Scleractinia; Poritidae
Source: the annotation of a GenBank genome assembly